Messenger RNA from Paramuricea clavata, 1639 nucleotides. NCBI's taxonomy places the organism in Eukaryota, Metazoa, Cnidaria, Anthozoa, Malacalcyonacea, Plexauridae. The record is from the annotation of a GenBank genome assembly.
AUGGCAACGAAAAAUCCUCUCACAAAAAUUGCUCGGCAACACGAAGUCACAUGGACGCAGCUGCAGAAAAGAAUAUCAGAUGUCCCGUACAUUUUCCAACAACUUUUUCCUGAUGAUAUGGAGACCUUUCUACGCCACAAAGCUUCGUCCAUCAAUAGCUCCAUUGGAUACAUCGUACCUGCCCUGCUUUCAACAACAGCUUUCUUGUCAGCGAAAAAUGGUUGCAGAGUUGCCACUGCUACUCACGAGCAACCGAUGAACAUUUACACGAUAUUUGUCGGUUACCCCGGCACUGGAAAAUCGUCAGCAAUUCAACACGGUUGUUUGGGACCCCUUGCAUCUUUGUUGGACAACGAAUUGAGCAGCUUCAUUCUUGACAGACCUACUUCCUCCGGCUUGGUUAAACACAUUUCAACGAAGCAAUCAACCUUCAUUGUCUCUCCUGAAAUCUAUGACGUCCUCAAUAAACUGCUCAAAAAUGAUGAAGACAACGCGAGCGGUGACGCGAUGUUACUAUGUAAACUUUUUUCCGGCGAAGCGUGUUCUUACACAUACUCCACAGAAAGCAACCGAGAUAUUCCAGCCAACACUCCUUUCGCUAUCCUCGGCUGCACGCAAAUGCCAAAUGCAGCAAAACUAAUCGCAAGAAUGGACCAAGGACAAGGCUUGAUCGACCGCUUUCUGCUAGCUGUACCAAAUGCUCUUUGCUCAACAUCAGACGAAGUUGAAAACGCAAGGGAACACCUCAGUACUGAACCUGAAGAUUUCCUUAAUCAAGUUUUCCACUACAUCAACGAGUGCCAACAAAAUCAACAAAAUGCUUAUGAGUUCCACGAUGAAGCUAAGCAUUUCCUGAAGAACAAAAAGGACGCCUUCGUCACGGAAGUCAAUGAAGCAAUACAGGACGGUUCUGUCAUCCCACCCAAAUCAAAACACAUGGAUUUGGUUCCGCGUGUUGCAGCUGCACUCCAUGUAUUCACUGCUGCGUUUACGAACGUAAGUGCUGGACACGAUGGAGAUCCCAUCCCCACUGUUAUUGACUUACAAACCUUACAGCGCGCUGAGAAGUAUGUUACCUACCUUGAGACUCAAAAAAAUUUGAUAUGCCAGGUAAAUAUAAACAUGUUCAUAUAAUAUUAGUAAGCAAUAGCUACUAGCUUUAAUGAUCUAAUACAUUUACUUUUCCUUAAAUUUACGAGUCACUAUUUUUUCACUGUAGUUUAUUAAGUCAAUUGUUCAUGAUGUUUGCGACGCCCCAAGAAGACAACCAACGUGUGCCGAUGUUAAAACUGCCAUUCUUCAGUUUCCCGGACCAGUUGUCACCUAUCGUACCUUCCGCCAAUCUGGACAGAGAUUUGUUCGUGGUUCAACAAAACAAGAAUACGACGACGCGGUGGAACAACUGAAACCCCAUUUGGGAUCAACUAUUUCAAUUCGCGUUGCAAGGAGUUCACAGCCUACUAAAGUGUUCGUGAAGAAAACACCUAGUCAUUCCGCCACAUGGCCUCAUUCAUCACUCUGUGAGUUCCAUAUUUACGUAGAGAAAUUCAAAAUGUCUAUCCACAAAUCUAUCACUAAGAGCAUUAAAGACUUUCUAUUACAACAGCAAUUGAUUACACUUGAACAAUAUAAUCAAUAG